AUGUUCCAUCAAGAUCUUGACUUGACCAGUAGAAACGGACAUGAUUUUACUUCAGCAAAUAGAGAAUAUUUCGACAAGGUGGCGGAUAAGUAUGAUGACCCUCCUCAGUCUCUUAAGCCCGCUCAGAGACUAGCCCAGUCAAUUCAAAGAGCGUACCCGUUUAAUGAAGAAUCGACAACGUUGCUGGAUUUCGCUUGCGGCACAGGUCUGAUGUCCAGGCAACUUGCACCACAUUGCAAAAGCAUCCUGGGCAUCGAUAUAAGUCAAGGCAUGGUCGACAAGUACAACACCCGUGUCCACAACCAAGGAAUACCUCCAGAGGACAUGAGAGCACUCUGUAUCGAUCUUAAAGGAGAAGAAGGCGAGCUUGACGGAUCAAAAUUUGACGUCGUCCUGUGUGCCAUGGCGUACCACCAUCUGCCUUUCCCCCAGGAAACGACCAAGCGUCUGACUUUUUUCGUAAAGCCCGGCGGAACUCUUCUGGUCACGGAUUACCAGGCUGAAAAUGACGACGCGGCCUUUCCUAAUGCACAUGCUGAUAUCGUCCCCCAUAAAACUGGUUUCAAGGAAGAGCAAAUGAAAGAGAUGUUCGACAGAGCCGGGCUGGACGCGUUUUCACUCGAAAAAAUCAUUUCGGCCAAGAUGCAUGGGCAUGGUGUAAAAAUAUUCCUCGCGAAAGGAGAGAAACCUUCGUUGUCUAUGUGA
This is a messenger RNA of Guyanagaster necrorhizus, 705 nucleotides long. Its product is annotated as hexaprenyldihydroxybenzoate methyltransferase. The transcript is spliced from 4 exons. The record is from RefSeq and is a predicted model, not a curated record. Bases 1 to 705 code for a protein of 234 amino acids. NCBI's taxonomy places the organism in Eukaryota, Fungi, Basidiomycota, Agaricomycetes, Agaricales, Physalacriaceae.